CAGCACUUAUUGUGAGUGGAACUUGGAAGAUGAGAACUUGUCUGCUUUAUUUUUGUAUAUUCACCCUGCUUCAGAGUAGAUAUGUACUAUCUGGGGAUUUAUGGCUGCCCAAUUUAAGCAAAUUAUCCUCGAUCAUAUAUAGUUGCCAGACAUCAGCCAAUGUCAAUCGAGAUGAUCGUAAACAACCCACUGCCACAGCCGCGUUGUCCGUUGAGCCUGUAAACAUCAAACCCCAACCGAGGACACCUUGGGAAUUCGGUUUAAGCAUUUCAGGAGGAAGUAGUAAGAGGAGGCCCAGAGCUCCACCUAGUGCCCAGUCGUUGGCUAAGGAUCAAAUGUACAGUCGCAUCGCUAAUUGUGUUAAACAGAAGCUUGUUGAAGAAUAUAAACAGAAUUCGGCUAACUAAAUGCGACAAUUCCCCAUAA
Drosophila willistoni is the source of this 426-nucleotide messenger RNA. RefSeq lists its product as uncharacterized. The transcript has 2 exons. The record is from RefSeq and is a predicted model, not a curated record. Lineage: Eukaryota; Metazoa; Arthropoda; Insecta; Diptera; Drosophilidae. The coding region runs from base 30 to 407 and encodes 125 amino acids.